Messenger RNA from Lodderomyces orthopsilosis Co 90-125, 411 nucleotides. Its product is annotated as mitochondrial 54S ribosomal protein uL14m. Bases 1 to 411 code for a protein of 136 amino acids. Lineage: Eukaryota; Fungi; Ascomycota; Pichiomycetes; Serinales; Debaryomycetaceae. Gene Ontology annotation, biological process: translation. Gene Ontology annotation, molecular function: large ribosomal subunit rRNA binding; structural constituent of ribosome. The transcript has a single exon. The record is from RefSeq and is a predicted model, not a curated record. Gene Ontology annotation, cellular component: ribosome; mitochondrial large ribosomal subunit.
AUGAUCUACCUCAAGACACUCCUCAACGUAAUAGACAACUCCGGCGCCCAAGUAGUUGAGUGCAUCAAAGUGCUUCGUCACAACCCCAAAUCAUGUGCCCACAUAGGUGAUCAAAUAACAUGUGUGGUCAAACAAGCCAGACCCACUAACGUUGAUUCGUCAUCAGCAUCAUCAGCCGCACAAGCUUCCAAUAGGGUAAAAAGAAGAGAUAUAUGCCGUGCCGUAGUAGUUAGACAACGAGCACCAUUCAGAAGACCUGAUGGAUCAGUGGUUAGAUUUGAUGAUAAUGCCUGUGUAUUGAUUAAUAAGAAUGGUGAACCUUUAGGAACGAGAAUUAGUUCGGUUGUUGCUAAAGAGUUGAGGGAUCUAAAUUAUAAUAAAAUUGUAUCGUUGGCUCCAAAGACGUUUUAG